Anopheles stephensi (Asian malaria mosquito) is the source of this 602-nucleotide messenger RNA. RefSeq lists its product as uncharacterized. Gene Ontology annotation, biological process: intracellular cholesterol transport. Bases 90 to 536 code for a protein of 148 amino acids. NCBI's taxonomy places the organism in Eukaryota, Metazoa, Arthropoda, Insecta, Diptera, Culicidae. The record is from RefSeq and is a predicted model, not a curated record. The transcript is spliced from 2 exons.
GAGCGGUUUAUCACCUUCACCUUCACCUAGUGCGUGCUCAGUAGACUCCGAAAGGUAGCGGUUGUAGCACGGUCGUCAAGAAUUUCGAAAUGUUUAAGCAAGUCGUAGCGGUGGUUCUGCUGUUCUCGGCAGUUGUCCAAGGAUUGCAGACUAUUCAAUGCUCCAACAAUCGGCCCGGACCGCAGGAAGUUAUCAUACCGGGAUGCAGCAGCCUACCCUGUUCAGUCCCGAACCAGUCGGACUUUAACUUUAGCGUACGUUUCGCCCCGACCUUCCCCACCAACACGCUGACCGUGGACGUGCGUGCCUCCCUGCUGGGUCUUUUCCUUCCGUACGAGGUACCAGAACAUCUGCGCAAUGGAUGCAACAACAUCAACCAGUCCUGCCCACUAUCUGCGGGCCAGUCUGUAACGCUCACGGGUAACGCUCCGGUCGAGGCACCACUGACCGGUGUUACGGUUACGAUGGAGUUCGAAAUUACCGGCGAUGGUGGUCAGGUUGCCGUUUGUUUCGCUGCCACAGUGACACUGCUGUAAGACAAUGUAAGCAUGGAUAAAGGUGCAAACAAUAAAUCAUGUUGCAUAAAACGUUUUAUCACGAAA